Neoarius graeffei (lesser salmon catfish) is the source of this 912-nucleotide messenger RNA. RefSeq names its product polyadenylate-binding protein 1-like 2. Gene Ontology annotation, cellular component: ribonucleoprotein complex. Bases 1 to 912 code for a protein of 303 amino acids. NCBI's taxonomy places the organism in Eukaryota, Metazoa, Chordata, Actinopteri, Siluriformes, Ariidae. Gene Ontology annotation, molecular function: RNA binding. The transcript has 6 exons. The record is from RefSeq and is a predicted model, not a curated record.
AUGAAUUUUGUAAUGGCUACAUUGUAUGUGGGGGAUCUGCACGCCAAUGUGACCGAGCCCAUGCUUGUGCAGAAAUUCAGGCCUGCAGGACCCAUUCACUCCAUCCGGCUCUGCAGGGACAGGAUGACAGGCUCCUCACUCGGCUACGCCUUCAUCAACUUCUACCAUCGAGCCGAUGCUGAGCGAGCACUGGAAAUGCUCAACUUUGAGCUCCUUAUGGGACAGCCCAUGCGCAUAAUGUGGUCUCAGAGGGAUUCAUCGCAGAGGAGCACUGGCAUCGGAAACUUGUUUAUUAAGAAUUUGGACAAGUCAAUUGACAGCAUGGCCCUUUUUGACACUUUUUCCCUCUUUGGAAAGAUCGUAUCGUGCAAGGUUGUUUGUAAUGAGAAAAGACCAGCAGGGUACGGCUAUGUCCAGUUCGAGUCUGCAGAGGUAGCGGAUUUAGUGAAGGAGAGGCUCAACGGCAAACUGCUGAACGGCCGUAAAGUGUGUAUUGAACACUUUAAGUCCCAUGAGGAGCGCAUGGCUGAGAAGAGCAACCAGCAACCUCAAGUCCUCAGCAAGAUCUUCAUCAGAAACCUUGAUGAGGACAUGGACAGCAAGAAGCUGAAACAUAUCUUCAGGAAGUUCGGUCCUGUGUCGAGAGUUCAGGUUAUCUAUAAUAAGAACGGGAAGUCUAGAAGAUUUGGCUUCAUAAAAUUUGUGAAGAAUGAGGAUGCACAGAGGGCUGUGGAUGAAAUGAAUGGGAAAGAGCUGAAUGGCAAGACUCUGUAUGUGGACCAAGCACACAAUAAAGCAGAGCAACAGGCUGAACUCAGGCACAAAUAUGAACAGGUAAAUGGCCACACACGCAUGCACACACACACACACACCACACACACACACACACUCACUUUGCCCUCUCUGCUGUAG